Molecule: messenger RNA, 804 nt
Organism: Adineta ricciae
Lineage: Eukaryota; Metazoa; Rotifera; Eurotatoria; Adinetida; Adinetidae
Source: the annotation of a GenBank genome assembly
AUGGCUGAUAUGUCUGUAUAUGGAUAUCAACCAUCAUUAGGUGUUGGUAUUACAGGCUUGACGCUCUUCACGCUUUCAACUUGUGUUCAUAUCUAUCAGAUGUGUAAAGUUCGUAUGUGGUGGCUUGUUGUGCUAAUACUUGGGGGAAUAACGGAAAUGAUUGGCUAUGCCGCACGUAUCUAUUCAUGGCACGACGAUACUAAUCUUGAUGCUUUUCUUGCUCAAACUGUCACUCUCAUCAUUGCACCAUCAUUCUUUUCAGCUGCUCUGUAUGUUGCUUUUGGUCAAAUAAUACAUAUUCUUGGUCGACAAUAUUCUCUAUUACCACCAUUAUGGUAUACUAUUAUAUUUGUCAUUGCUGAUGUAAUCUCUCUGAUUGUGCAAGCAGUUGGUGGAGGGCAAGCUGCUGAUGCUGCUAGAACAAAUGCUGACACAACUAAUGGAACUAAUAUUAUGGUUGCUGGUAUAUGCUUUCAAAUGUUCAGUAUGUCAAUCUAUGUAAUUCUUGUCAUCAUCUAUAUUAUUCGACUAUUAAAAGCAAAGGUAGAAUUAACAAGAGAUAUGAAAAUAUUUCUUAGCAGCAUAAGUCUUGUAACAUUGAUGAUCUUUAUUCGCUGUAUUUAUCGUACAAUCGAAUUAUCAGCUGGUUGGACCGGUUAUAUUAUUACUCAUGAAGUAUACUUUGCAUGCCUAGACGGUUUACCAAUGAUAAUUGCAUUAAUAACAUUCAAUAUCUUUCAUCCAGGCCAAUAUAUUAAGAAUACAAAUCAAGUAAAUGCAUUGAAAGCGGAUAUUCCAUUGUGA